CAUUACAUAGAGUGUCGACAUAUUGUUCGCUUCCCACAAAAUAUUUAUUCAAAACAUCUUUUAAAAUUUGCAAGUACCUAACCAUAAUUUCCAAUCAUUGUCAUCCAAAAUAAGAAAACAUGGCCAGAAACAGUCUCUGUGCUGUCCCUGUAAUUGAUCUGGAAGUCUUUCCAGGACAGUCAAGGAAGAUGAUAGAGGCAUGUGAGGAAUUGGGUUGUUUUAGGAUCAUCAACCACCAUAAAUUCCUGCCUCCAGCACUGUCGUCGGAGAUGAAGGCGGUGGCGCGGUCAUUAAUGGAGCUUUCAGCCGAAAUUAAGCGGCGGAACAAGGGCGUGAUACGCAGCAGUGGGUACGAGGAACCUACCCAAUUCAAUCCUUAUUUUGAGGCCUUAGGCCUAUAUGACAUGGCCUCUGCUCAAGCUGUUGAUGCCUUUUGUACUCAGUUGGAUGCCUCUCCUCACCAAAGCAAAAGGAGAAAUUGCAAGAAGCAGUGGCCGACCGGCCAUCAAAGCUGCCGACCGGACACCAAGGCUGUCGAUCGGUUAUCAAAAGUGGCCGAUAGCUAUCAACUCUGGCCGAUGGCCAUCCCUCUUGGCCGACCAUCCUUCAGCAUGUUCCUAAGGUGGGUCAGAAGCAUUCUUAAAGUUGGCAUAAUUUUCAGAAGUACAGAAGUGUGCAAACAGAGGCAUCAUGAGGCACGGUGGUGGAUUUCCGGGAGGAAACCGAUCAAGCAUGCAUGCAUCUCUCGCCCCGAGGCGUUUUAACUGUUUUGCUUAGCUAGCUAAUUCUUUGGUUCUGUACUUAAUUAGUUAACAUGCUUCGUUAAUCAAUUUGUGUUGUAAUAACUAAUUAGUUAACUAGGUUAGUUAAUUAGUUGGUUUGUAAUAAGUAGCUUAGCUUAGCGCUUAUUAUUC
Messenger RNA from Camellia sinensis, 914 nucleotides. NCBI's taxonomy places the organism in Eukaryota, Viridiplantae, Streptophyta, Magnoliopsida, Ericales, Theaceae. The record is from RefSeq and is a predicted model, not a curated record.